GGGUUCGUUGCAUUAUAUGCAUUAUAACCAACGCCUUUUAGCCGAUCUUCUUAUCCCUUUUUUAAAUGACCUAUAAGACUUACAAAUGACAUUCUAGACAUGCUUAAGUCGUGAUCGAUGUAAAAGUUCACCAUUUUAGCGUAGAACAUCAUUUCAUGCAGUCACAACUGAUACGUACAUGUCUUAUUUCAAUCACCGUAAUAUAGCAUUUAUGGAUCUAUAACUGUACAGUUUGACGAAAUUACUGAAAACAACUAUUACCUCAAACAUUCCUUGUUUUCAAUACUCUGUGGGGACUUUUGAACCCAUACAAAUUGUUAAAAAGCAUGCUUCAGAAACAUUCCAAUCCACCUCUUGGUUUAGAACGGAUUCAUCGAUAUUUUUGUUACGUUUGUGGAACUCUUCUUCCACACAAGUUGGAAGUUCAUGAUUUAUUAGUAUGCCGAAAAUGUAAAACAUCUACGUGUAUGCAUUGGUUCAGUAAUAUGGAUGCAACUUUCAAUACUGAAGCUAAAUCUGGCAAAAUAAACCAAUUUAAUGAUGAUGAGUAUGAAUCCACAUCUUUAUUCUUUCCAUCAAUGAUUAGAGGGGCUAAAAAGAUCUUAAGAUCAGAAAUUGCUUUAAAGGAGGCUUUGGAGUCACAAUUUGAAAACGGUACAUCACAACCAACAUUUGAUGGACCAACUAUUAGAAAAGAAUGUGCUUAUUGCGGCAAUGAUAGAAUGACUUAUGUUACACUUCAAACUCGUUCAGCAGAUGAAGGACAAACUGUAAUAUAUACUUGUACCCAAUGUUCUAAAAAAGAAAUUGAAAAUACUUGA
Messenger RNA from Schistosoma haematobium, 821 nucleotides. RefSeq names its product DNA-directed RNA polymerase I subunit RPA12 (gene ZNRD1). Gene Ontology annotation, biological process: termination of RNA polymerase I transcription; DNA-templated transcription. The record is from RefSeq and is a predicted model, not a curated record. Gene Ontology annotation, cellular component: RNA polymerase I complex. Bases 327 to 821 code for a protein of 164 amino acids. Lineage: Eukaryota; Metazoa; Platyhelminthes; Trematoda; Strigeidida; Schistosomatidae. Gene Ontology annotation, molecular function: nucleic acid binding; DNA-directed RNA polymerase activity; zinc ion binding. The transcript has 2 exons.